Messenger RNA from Platichthys flesus (European flounder), 1225 nucleotides. Its product is annotated as procathepsin L-like. Gene Ontology annotation, cellular component: lysosome. The coding region runs from base 109 to 1080 and encodes 323 amino acids. Gene Ontology annotation, biological process: immune response. NCBI's taxonomy places the organism in Eukaryota, Metazoa, Chordata, Actinopteri, Pleuronectiformes, Pleuronectidae. Gene Ontology annotation, molecular function: cysteine-type endopeptidase activity. The record is from RefSeq and is a predicted model, not a curated record. The transcript is spliced from 8 exons.
GCCAUAGUCCUGCAUCACUUGCAGGUGGUUGUACUGCAAACUUCACUUUGCAAAUCUGUAGUUAAGAGAGUUCAGUCUCAACUCUUUGCUUUUUGUUCGUGAGCCAGGAUGAAGCUGCUGUUGGUUGUUGCUGCUGCUCUGGCCGUGGCCAGCUGUGCCAACGACUCCAUGGUAGACCCGGAGUUCCAAGCCUGGAAACUCAAGUUUGAAAGAUCCUACAGCUCUCCAUCAGAGGAGGCCGAGCGCAUGCAAAUCUGGCUCAGAAAACGUGAAGCGGUGCUGGAGCACAAUGCCAUGGCUGAUCAGGGCAACGCCUCCUACCGACUUGGCAUGACCAAAUUUGCUGACAUGAAACCUGAGGAGUUCUCUAGCGGCUUCCUCAAUGCUUCUGGGCCUCGCCCGCACUUCGUCUCUAAGCUGUUGCAACAUCUGCCAGAGAGCAUGGACUGGAGGGCUCAUGGCUUAGUCACCCCUGUCAAGGAUGAAAAGAAGUGUGGCUGCAGCUGGGCCUUCAGUGCAACUGGUUCGCUGGAGGGUCAGCAUUUCAAGAAGACACAAAAUCUGGUUAACCUGAGUGAGCAGCAGCUGGUGGACUGCUCUGAAAAAUACGGCAGCAGUGGCUGCAAUGGAGGCUCAGUGGAGGUUGCCUUCGAUUACAUCAUUGACAACGGAGGUAUAGAAAUCAAGGAUACCUACAAAUAUGUGGCUGAGAAGCAAACCUGCAGUUCCCACCCUGAUAAAAGUAUUGCCACAUGCACCGACUACCAGCAUGUAAAACAGAAUGAUGAACACGCUCUCAAGAAGGCUGUGGCCAACAUUGGACCCAUUUCUGUGGGCAUCGAUGGUUCUUUGGACUCUUUCCGCAACUAUGUAUCAGGGGUGUAUGAUGAGUCGAGUUGCAGCACAUUCGCGAACCACUAUGCACUCAUUGUGGGUUACGGCAAUGAAAAUGGAAAAGACUAUUGGCUGGUCAAAAAUAGCUGGGGUAAAGCCUGGGGAGAAGAGGGAUACAUCAAGAUGAAAAGGAACAGUAACAACCAGUGUGGCAUCGCUUCUGCAGCCAUCUACCCAGUGGUCUGAGAAGGACUUUCUUCUGCGACACAGCAUUAACUUUAAUUGCCUAAAGAAGCUGAGUUAUCACUCGACUGUAGUUGAUUUUUGGACUGAGAGUCCCUGUACCAUGGUGUACUAAAUUGAGAAAUAAAAGCUUUUUGCUUGAAAAAUA